UCUCACUUCUCGCGACGAACUCUUAGUAGGCUACUAUCACACACGUUCGGGGUGCAGUUCGUGUCGUCUGCAGCGUGGCCGAGAACCGUUACGGACUCGAUUGACUUGCUCUUCUGCUGGCCAACAUACUUGGAUAUUCAAAUGAGCAGAUCAAGCUCUGCGGUGCGACCUCGAACAAAGAGGAAUCGCAAAGUUGGCUGGACCAUUCAUUAUUAACGGUCGGUUUAGUUCGGUGGAAGCUAGUUUGCCUUGAACCAGUGCCAGGAUCAGUUGUGAACUCCCCCGUCGAUCGUAAUUUGAUUACCGAACUGCAUAAAUCAAUUUAGUGAGCUGCUUCCGGGUGAGAGUACAAUUUUUCGCCGCCUACUGCACUCAAGUUUGAUUCACGACCACAUUACGCGAACCGAUCUUCCCCGGGCUGAUAUUGAAAUUGAUUGGUUUUCGUAAUACCUUUUCGUCGUUUACAGGUCAGACAAACAAACAAAAAAAAAAAGCGCGCACGGUAAGCCAUCGCCAUUCGCAUCCAGGAGGGACCAUUUUUCACGCUUUGCUCAAUUCAAUUUCCACCAGCGGAUCGAAUCAACAAUGGCGGUAAUGAUGGCAGGGAUUUUCUGGCUGGCCAUUAUUUUCUCAUUAACGGCCGUAGGACAGAAGAUUGAUUCUGAGUCGUACUCGAGUCUUGCCGGAAUCAGCCGGACUACCCGCAGCCUCGCAGAUGAUGAUAAAUUAAAAGUGACCGUUUAUUACGAAACGCUUUGCCCCGAUAGUGUGUCAUUCAUCACGUAUCAGCUGGUGCCGGCAUGGGGACGGUAUCGGGCCCAGAUGGACCUGAAGCUGGUUCCCUUUGGGAAGUCUUAUAUCGAUGAGUCCAAUCCGUCUCGGCCGGUCUACCACUGUCAGCACGGUCGAAAGGAGUGCACUCUGAACAUUCUGCACGGGUGCAUUUUGGACAAAUUACCCUUCGAUAAAGCGUUUGCCGUGGUGGGCUGUUUGAUGCAAAGUAUGCGAACGUCGUUUGAUAAGUGCAUCGUUCUACAUGAGACCGCGAAGGCGGAAAUUCAAGAAUGUGCCCGUGGGAAUCAAGGGGCUAAGCUGUACAAGCGAUUCUCGGACGAGACUAAUCGGGUGGCGACGCCGCUGUCAUUCGUUCCUACCAUCGAAGUUAAUGGGGUUUAUGACAUUUUCGAACAAGACCAAUGGUUGUAUCGAUUCGAUCGUACCUUUCGGCAGGAGUAUGGGAAAAAGUUUAACCAGACCUUGUGAGAAUGGAAGUACCAUAAAUGUUUGUAGUGAGUAAAUAUCAUUGAAUUAAAAGCAGUUCUUAGAUGAAAA
Molecule: messenger RNA, 1332 nt
Organism: Topomyia yanbarensis
Lineage: Eukaryota; Metazoa; Arthropoda; Insecta; Diptera; Culicidae
Product: GILT-like protein 3
Exons: 4
Coding region: 586-1263 (225 amino acids)
Molecular function (GO): oxidoreductase activity, acting on a sulfur group of donors, disulfide as acceptor
Source: RefSeq, a predicted model, not a curated record